This is a messenger RNA of Soboliphyme baturini, 879 nucleotides long. The record is from the annotation of a GenBank genome assembly. Lineage: Eukaryota; Metazoa; Nematoda; Enoplea; Dioctophymatida; Soboliphymatidae.
AUGGAAUCCAAGAAAACAGACGUUGCCGAACAUUAUAACUCUGUACCCGAAGUUGGUCUGAAGGAAAGGGCGCAAAGCCGAAUAUUCUUCUUGCGCAACCUAAAUAACUGGGUGAAAAGCGCGUUGAUCAACGAUGCACUGCAGAGGGUUCGCAAAGAAGACAAAGGUUCUGUUGAGCCCCAUCCCAUUACCGUGCUUGACCUCUGUUGUGGAAAAGGUGGGGACUUGCUGAAGUGGAAAGUUGGAGAAAUUAGGCAUCUCAUUUGUGUAGACAUUGCCGAGCUUUCGCUUAAACAGUGUCAAUCAAGGUACGAAGAGAUGUGCCAGCGGAUGCGGUACGGUAGACCAGAGAAAGUGUUUUCAGCCGAAUUCAUCAGCGCUGACUGUACAGAGACUAUCGUCAGCAGUAAAUUCCGUGACCCGGAACGUCGGCUGGACAUUUGCAGUUGUCAGUUUUCGUUGCAUUACUCGUUCUCCAGCGAGGAGCGGGCCACAUGUAUGCUGCGCAACGCCUGCGAAAACCUUAAGGUCGGCGGCUACUUCAUCGGAACCGUUCCUGAUGCAAAUCGGAUCGUGUAUUUAUGCCGCCAGUCAGGUACAAAGAGCUUCAAAAAUGGCAUAUGUCAGUUGAAGUUUGAAGAUGUUGAAGGUGACAGCUUCCCGUUGUUCGCCUCUAAGUAUCAUUUUACACUUGACGAAGUUGUGAAUUGUCCCGAGUACCUUGUUUACUUUCCUCUACUACAAAAAAUGCUUGAGAAGUUUAACAUGGAACUGGUCUUAAAGAAGUCAUUUCCCAGCAUUCUUUAUGAUCAUCACAAGGAAGGUCCUGCGAGAACUCUUUUAGGAAGAAUGCAAUGUUUAGAGGCAAGUAUUGCUUAA